This is a messenger RNA of Eufriesea mexicana, 11331 nucleotides long. RefSeq names its product Lysine demethylase 3 (gene Kdm3). Gene Ontology annotation, biological process: regulation of transcription by RNA polymerase II. The record is from RefSeq and is a predicted model, not a curated record. Gene Ontology annotation, cellular component: histone deacetylase complex; chromatin. Lineage: Eukaryota; Metazoa; Arthropoda; Insecta; Hymenoptera; Apidae. Gene Ontology annotation, molecular function: transcription coregulator activity; histone H3K9 demethylase activity; chromatin DNA binding.
GAAGAGAAAGACAGAGGGAGAAGGAGAAGUAGACGUAUAGAGGAGAAGGAGAAAGGGUGAUUGGAAGACCCGGCUGGCGAUCCGAAUUCGCGGAUUCGACACGCCGCGGUUGCCGAUCCAUAAUAUGGCGUACAAGUUUCGCGAAGAGAUCGUGGGAAAGAGGUUUCUCUCGGUGAGUGGUUUCACCAAGCUAAAGGUGAAUAAGAUCAGUGAGUGGGGGUGGCGUGCAGGGGUGAUUCGUGCUGCCAGUCACAGGGAUAACGGCUGUCAUGAUCUUCAGAUCCUCGUAGAAUACGACGACGUAGAGUGGCAAAGAAGAGAAUGGCUAUCGCCGCACAGGGACGCAGUGUUCUCGUUCUUCUUAGUGGAAAAGGGUCUAUAUUGGGCCGAGCGACCUGACCCCAGGCAUGCCAGCCUCAUCGCCAUCGAUCACCACAAUCACGCGAAUAAUAACCACCACCAUCAUCGUAUCAACGGGAAACCCCUGAGGGGUGCCACUGCUGUCGCGAACACGGUUGCCUGGCCGGCUCUAACGUUUUACCCCCUGGUGGCGCGUGCAGAGUUACCGGAAGACGCGAUGCCUCUCGAAUUCAUGCAAGAUCGAAGGCUGGAUUUCGUCGAUUACUCCAAGCUGAAGCCGUUUACCCAGGACUGGGAGCUGACGAAGGGCUCGGUGCCCUGGGCAAGCGCUGUCAGGCGUUGGGCAGAGAUGCAGGACGGACAGAGAAUUUUGCUGACCACGCCGAGCGUUCUAGUUGGCUUCAGGGUCGAGGUUUAUCGGGCCGAGGGCACCACGCAAUGGUACACUGCCGUCAUCGUUGGUUACAACGAGUCAACCAAGGACUUGACCGUCACCGAUGACACGGUUCUCGAGGAUCACAACGAGGACCCCAGCUUAGUACAAAUGCGGCUGAUUGGCGACGGAGUCGUCGAGAGCAUCAUGAGAGGCGAGGUCGUCGGCAUGACACCGAGGAGGUCGAGGUCAUCGACUGCUCUGACGCACGCGCUUGUUGUGCCGCGACCUGGAAGGAGACCCCGAGGACGUCCUGGGAACGCCGCACAGCUGCAGACUACGCCUAGGAUACAGAGCCCUAUUUCGCAGCAUCUCGAAAAAGAAAAGAACUCGGCGCGCAACAGUCGGCGACGACGCGUGAGCGAAGGUGCCAGUCGCGAGAGGCUAGAGAAAGACGGCGAAAGCAAUUUAUCGACGCGACAGGAAGACCGAGAGAACAAGGGUCCAACGUCGGGAAGACCCAGCAAUCGCAUACCGCGAACAGUAUUGGAAGAGGCGAACAGCGCGUCGAGCAGUGCCUGCAAGUUACGGAAACGGGGCACCGCGGUAAAGAGCCCGGUGGAGAGUCCGUCGCAGAGACCGGUGCGUCGAAGGCCCAGGCUCGGUGGUCAGGAAACGAAAACCGAGGCGGAGGAGGAUACAGAGCACUCGAGCAACGCAAAGUCGGCCGAGAAGGAGGAACGGCUAGGCAACAGAUCCGGCGAGGAGGACGAGGAGGAGGAAGAGGAGGAGGAGGAGGAGGAGGAGGAGGAAGAGGAGGAAGAUCGCGCGGAGGAAGAGGACGAGGAUCAGGAACGUUGCGAUCCUUUGACCAAGAGAUUGAGGACGAGUCCGAUCGGUGGUAGAAAGCUCAGGUCCGAACGAAAAGGAGGCGCGAAAGGUUGCGAGGAAACCGCGUCCGAUCACGAGGAAACGGAAGAGGAGGAGAGAAGGAAGCAGGAAAGUUCGGCCGAGGUAGAAGGGGAGAAGAAGCUCGAGGAGAACGAGGAGAGUCAGUCGAGAGAGCGAGACAGAGAACCGGAACCUCCACCUUCGAACAAAGUAGUAGACCCUGGAGGCGACACGGUUGUUCGGCAGAGGCAGGUCGUCGACGCGGAUCGGAAAGUUCGAACGAAGGGGGAUCGAGAGAAGAACGGGAAGGAGGAACAGGUGUUGGUGAAUGGAUCGCUGCUCGACUCGUCGCCGUCGGUGGUCGUGGACAAAGCCAACAGCGUUGUCCUGCUCGAUGCCGAGGAGGCGACCCUGCUGAAGCCGAACGCGAGCGACGAGUGCGCCAAGGGCGGUGGUAAAAGGCUCGAGGAGGAAGAGGACGAGGCCGAGGGCGAGGGCGAGGGCGAGGACGAGCGCGAAGACGAGCACGAGGACGAGGACGAGGACGGAGACGAGGAGCCGGAACAUCGGGAACGUGUACGGGGACAGGAGCAGGAACAGGAAGAGCCGGAAGGGCAGGUAGAGCGGGAAGAGCAGGAAGAGGAGGAAGAGGAGCGAGGCUCGCGAAGAACCGAGCUGACUACCGAGCUAGGCACGGAGGAUAGCGUGGGUAGCGUGAGCGGCGCGAGGGCGGCGAGCGUCGAAUCGGUGGUCGAGCUGCUGGAGUCGAGCAGUCAGGACUCAGGCUCCGUGCUGGAGAGGCUGAGUCCGCUUAGUAGCAGCGGCGGCGGCGGCUCUGGCAGGCAGAGCCUGCUCCUGGAGCAGCAGCGGGAGCAGGAGCGAAACCGGCACAACGAGAGUCCUGUCAUUCUAGCCGAGAGACUAAACAAGCCGCCACCGCCGAUAGCUGGUCACCAUCAUCAUCACCUGCAACAUCAGUACCAUCAGCAUCACCAUCACACGCCGCCACACCAUCACCAACAGCAACGCUAUUCCACCGGUAGUCCGGUGAUACAUCACCAUACUCAACAACAGCAGCAGCAACAACAACAGCAACAGCAGCAGCAGCAGCAACAACAACAGCAGCAGCUGCACCAACAUCAGGUAGCGAACAGCCCGCACCACCAGCAGCAGCAGCAGCAGCAGCAGCAACAGCAACAGCAGCAGCAGCAGCAACACCAACAACAGGCGCAGCAUCAUCAUCAGCUGGCCUCGUCGAGCCUCCUCGAGGUGCAACAGCAGUCUCACACAUCGAGGGGCGGCGAUGAGGCCGGCCUCAUGGAAGUGGAGGCCGGGGCCGGUAUACCUGGAAGCGGAGUGCUCACCGGUGUGCCAGCGGCGGUCGGUAUCCGGGCGGUCGGAGCCGCGGCUGGUAGCGGCGCCGCGAGUGGAACCUAUGGGGACAGCGGUUCCGACAGCGGGGUAAGCUCCUUGAGGAGCGCCGGCUCCGGCGACGAGAGGAGCGGUAGCAGAAGUUCCGCGCUCAGCGUCGACGAGACCACUACCUCCUCGACGCCGGCGGCAGCGGCCACACCGGCCAGGGUCUGGCACGUGCAGAGCGUUCAGCACACCUCCUUACUCAUGGCGCAUCCACAACCGCCUCCUAGCGCCGGACCGAGCUCCGCGGCCGCGGCCGCUGCGGCAGCCGCUGCCGCUGCCACCGCUCCACCGGUCGGCUAUCAAAAUCCCGCACCGCCACCCGGUCAUCAUCAUCCCGCCGUAGCGUCCGAAAUGCUUUGGAGGUCGCAGAGGUAUCCACCGUUACCGCACUCGUUGCUCGGACCUGCUCAGCCCACCACCGAGGAAAUAGUCGAGAGGGAGAGGAUGCUCCGGGAGCGGCGAGAAGCGGAAGCCCGGCUGGAGAAGCGUGAACGCGAGAGAGAGGCCAAGAUGGAAAGGGAGAGGCUCGAGAAGCAAAGGGCCGCCGAGCAGGCAGUUCACAAGCACUUCGAAGAGUCCCUUAGGCUGGCGCAACAAAAGGUGUCUUAUGCUCCGCAGAGAAACAUGCAGUCGACCUCGAUGCCGUGGAACACGUUCAUUCCGCUGCCGCCGCCAGGAAGCAGGCCGCACGCUGCGCCGCAUUCCGGAAUGACGGCUCAUGUGGGCCAUCAUCAUCCGGGACCAGGUGCAGCAGCGGCGCAUUCAGUGACUGUCGCGCAGCAACGCGAACGGGAGGAACGGGAACGAGAGGCGAGGGAACGAGACGCGAGAGAGCAGCGACAGCGAGAAACCGAGAACCUGGGGAUGAGGGAACACCACCUGGCCGCGGCCGAGAGACUGCACAGGCAGGCCGAGGCCAGGGACCACGUUGCGGCGCAGCAAAGAGCCGCUUAUUAUGCAGCCACUGCACCACCGACUCAACAGGUGUCUCGACCGUCGAGCGUACCUGGCAAAGUCGAGUAUCCACCACCACCGGCGCACUCGAGAACCUCCAAGUCGUCGCUUCCCGUCAGUAGUCUUCACGAGAAACAACCACCGGUGGUAGGACCAUCGCACAGUUCUCUGCCAAAGGUCGAGCCAAACGUCGGUCUGUUCAGUUACUCGACGCAGUAUCAGCCACAGUCGUCGUACAUGCACGACAUCAAGGUAAAGAGCGACGUGGGACAGCCGCACAAGUCGCUGCCGAGCAAGAGCGGCUUGGCCGGCGGUCUCGAGAGGGAUCAUCACGGGCGGGAGGUGCUGCAGAAUCCUCCGUCGUUGCUGCAGGACCACAAGAGUUCGGUGAUAGUGAAGAACGAGGGUCGGGAGCUUCCAAAGGCGCCGACGUCGCAACAGCACUCGCCCAGUCCGAAGAUCAUGCCGUAUCUGAACGUACAGUCGGUACCGUCGCAACACAAACCGUACGAGUACAGGAGCCCGACGCAGAGUCCUCACCACCUUCACCACCUGGACGGUCUACAGGCGGCGAAGAGCAUACCUCAGGGUCAUCACAGAGGCAGUAGCGGGUCAACGACUACGACACAGUUACCCAGUCCGCACGGACAUCCACCGCAUUCGCACAAUCGACAGUCACCGCACGCUCAGCAUCCUCAUCAACCACCGCAUCCAUCGCCACCCGAACCGCGUUAUCUUACCAGGCCGGAAUCCGGCCUACCUUACGCUACUGCCAAGUCCUCGUAUCCGUAUCCACAUCCGCAUCCGCCCACGGCCUCGCCGACCUCGCAUUACGCCGCGCCGGCAGGCUCUAAGCCGAAAGUCAGCAGUCCGGCGCCGCCUCACAUUUACGGCAAACCGAAUUCCGGUAUCAUGACUGGCACGCCGGUCUGCAGAGCCUCCGAGCCGGCAGUCGCAGCCCCGAUACCUCUCACCUCGAAGGCCGGUAGUUCGCCUUACCAGCAAGUGCCUCACCAUCACGGGGCGCCACCACCUCUCCCACCACCCGCGCACAGUAGGUCCGUCUACGAUCCUAGGGGAUACACUGGUUCGAUGCCGGCCGCCAAACUACCACCGCCGCCUAUUCACGGCUCACCACCGACCGCCGCGUCCGCGCCUCUGUCCAGGCCGAUCGCGCACCCCGCGCAUCACACCAGUCCGCAUCAACAACCUGGACAGACGGUGCCACACGCGCAACCACAGAUCAACGCCUCCUUCCAAACGCAGCCGCUCGAUCUCGGGGUGGAGAGAUCCGGCUCGCCCAAGAGGAAAGCGCCGACCCCGUCGAUGACCGAGGUUUCCGGCCAACCGGUCUCGCUGGAGGUUUGCAAGAAACGCAGGACCGAGGAACCGCAACCGUUAUCGUUGCAGUGCGUCGGUCCACCGGUGCUCUCGAGAGUGAGCGAACCGAGUCCGUUGAUCGCCUCGGCCGCCACCUCCAUCACCACCGUGGUCAACACGACGGUUGCACUGUUGGCGCAGUCGAACGCUCAGGCGACGCAGGAACGCACCGUGACGGCGGUCAGUCCAACGCCUCGAACAGCCAGCGGUGACGGUUCCGUACGGCCCGCGAGUACGGGUAGCGUGAGCUCGUUGAACCCGACGGUGAGCGCGGCGCCCAGUCCGGCGCCUAUACCCAGUCCAGCGCCCUCCACGGCGCCAAGUCCAGCGCCCAGCGCACCCGGUACGCCCGCCAAAGCCAACCCUAGCACGGUCGACAGCGAAAAAUCCAAUAGUCCCGCGCCAAGGCCACCGAGCAGCACCAGCUAUCCCGUUCACAAGCUGAAGAAAGCAUGGUUACAAAGGCAUUCCGGCGAGGAUGGCACGGAGGACACGACCGGCGUCGUGGGUAGCGGUUCUUGCGUUACCCUGCCUAUGAACAUCUCCCAGGCACCCUCGCAGUCCUUGAACAACAAAGAACGCGACACCUCCUCCAACGUCUCCGGCAACGCGACCACCACCUGUUUGCCCAGCGCCGUCAAUUCGAUUCACAAUAUCGGUAGUAUGGCGGUGAACAGUAUCAACAAGAGCAAAGUCACUGCCAAAAGCAGUCGUAAAUCGGCCAACAAGGAAUCGUUAAACGGACACGCCACGGACACGAAAACGUUACAGGAAGACUCUUCUAGCAGCGACCCGGAGAGAAAGUCGCCGCCGAAAAGGAAGCCACCCAAGGUAAAACGAAAGAAGGGCGCAGCACGGAGGCAGCAAACGACCGCGGAAGAUCAGCGGAGGCGAAAGGAAGAUAAGCAAGGCGGAGGAGCUGGUGUAGGCAGCGAGUCUAGUAACGAGAGCGAGGCUGGUUCUGCCAGCGAUACCAGCGAACAGUUGGGUUCCAUUCAACCUACAUCGAGGGUGCGGCAUACCACCGCCAAUUCCAACAAUUCCUCGGGAAACGGUAAUAACAAGGAACCCAGGAAACGAGGUAGAAGACCAAAGACUACGAAAGGUAACGAAUUGGGCGGAGAAGAUCAGCAACCUCGUCAAAAGAAAGAACGUAGAGACGACAGUGCGAGCGGUGGUAACAAUGGGCCAGGUGGAAGCGGCGGUAGGGGUGAUCCCUUUCGUAGACCUCCGAUAUCGCAAUUGAAAAAAACCGGUGACAGUUGGUUGCAAGACGGCGCUUGUUUCGAAGUAGCCCCGAAAUUGGCAAAAUGUCGUGAGUGCAGAUGGACACCGCACCAACGUUCCAAAAAUCUUCCUCAAAAUAUUUUCUGCAGAUUUUAUGCAUUCCGUAGAUUACGGUACACGAAAAAUGGACAGUUGGCUAUAGCGGGAUUUAGCGAUCCUCACAAAGAUGCGUCCGAGGUAGAUCUUCGAUUAUGGUUACCAGGAAAAGAAAGUUCGGAUACGAAGAAGGACGAAAAGUCCGACAAGAACGAUAAAGAAAAAGGAGACAAAGAGGAUCUAGAUCUGGAAAUGGCGCACAGAUUGCUUCGUCAAGUUGGAGAUCAAUUUUGCGAUCUUUUGCAUCAAGAGAAGGAUGCGCUCCAACAGCAUAUGACAGAAGCAAGUUCGGGACUUGUAGACGGAACAGUCGCUUGGAAGAGAGUGGUGCAAGGUGUUCGAGAAAUGUGCGAUGUUUGCGAGACUACCUUGUUCAAUUAUCACUGGGCUUGCGGGAAAUGUGGUUUCGUCGUGUGCAUCGAUUGUUAUAAGGGACGCAAGAAUGGCACGAUCAAGAUUUGGGGAGAAAGCGGGAAGGAUAGAGACGACUUUUCUUGGCUUCUGUGUACAAAUAGGCAGGUACACGAGCCCGAACGACUUAUGCUCACGCAAAUUAUUGCCGGCGAUAGCUUGAUACGUCUCGGACAACGACUGCACGAAUGCCGCGCGGAAUGGGGAAUACCUCAGCACUGUGGUUGCACGCUUGUCGUUCAAACACCUCCCAAUGAAUAUUUACGAAAUAUGAUAAAAGGUGAUUCGGUACCGGUUCUGAACGGUAAUGUCAAACAGGAAGUUAAAGAAGAGAAGAAAGUGAACGAAUCGAACGGUUCAUCGGAGAACAAAACGAACGGCGAGGACAAGAAUUCGCCGUUAAACUGGCUGGCGGAUGUGGCUCUACAGAAUCAAGAUAAAAACGAAAGCGCUUCCAGUUCGGAUUCCGACGAGGAUCGGGAUGGCAAUUACUCGACCUUGAGAGAAUUGCUUAUCCGACCGUCUCAUAAAUCAAACGGCAGUGGUUCUAGAUCAAAUUCACCGACGAAUAAUUCCGGUAACGUUAACGUUACCGCCGGGAACAAUGCGCAAAACAACGUCGCAAAGUCUGGCAAAAAGUCGAAAAUGGACACGCUGGACGAGGUAAUAUCCAGCGUGAUAGAGCACAGCGUGAAAAAGGAACGAGAGGGUGAGCUGGACGACGAGAAACCGAGAGAGCUGAAGCAUUUCGUGAGAAGAUACAAAUGGACGCAAAAGGGCAGAGAACCGUUGCCUAUACGGAUUAUGACACUUACCGAAAGCAAGAGUCUUUACCCGGAUGUGCCUCACUCUUGGCUCUGUGACGGGAAAUUGCUCAGGUUAAACGAUCCGAACAAUCCGAAUAAUUAUAGAAUUUUUCAAGAUCAAUGGAAACGCGGGCAACCGGUGAUUGUGUCAGACGUGUCCAAGUCGUUGGAUAUGAACUUGUGGCAUCCGGAUUCGUUCGCCAGAGACUUUGGCGACGAGAAGAACGAUUUGAUCAACUGUAUGACCGGAAAUCUGGUACCGAAUCAGCCGAUGCGUAAAUUCUGGGAAGGGUUCGAACACUUCUCCAAGAGAUUGAAAGACGAGAGAGGGAAUCCGAUGUUGCUGAAAUUGAAAGACUGGCCACCCGGCGAGGACUUCGCGGAGUUAUUGCCGUCGAGAUUUGCGGAUUUGAUGAAAGUUUUGCCGUUGUCGGAAUACACCCAUCGAAACGGAAGACUGAACUUGGCCAGCCGGCUACCAGACUGCUUCGUAAGGCCAGACUUGGGACCUAAAAUGUACAACGCUUACGGUUCGGCUCUUCAUCCUAACAAGGGCACGACUAAUCUCCACCUAGAUAUUUCCGAUGCGGUUAACGUCAUGGUAUACGUGGGAAUCCCCAAGGAUGCAGACAACGACGAACACAUCAAAGAAGCACUGCGAGCGAUAGACGAGGCCGGCUGUGAUAUCCUGACACGCCGACGUGUUCGCGAACGAGGAGAAGCACCGGGCGCAUUGUGGCAUAUUUAUGCAGCUCGAGAUGCCGAUAAAAUUAGGGAUCUGUUGAACGCCGUGGCUUUGGAACGUGGGGCUCGUUUGGAGCCGCAUCACGAUCCGAUCCACGAUCAAAGCUGUUACCUCGAUGGACCUUUACGAGAACGGUUGUACCGCGAAUAUGGCGUCGAAGGAUACGCUAUUGUACAGUGCCUAGGCGAUGCGGUAUUCGUGCCAGCUGGCGCACCGCAUCAAGUCCGCAAUCUGCAUAAUUGUAUAAAGGUAGCCGAAGAUUUCGUAUCUCCAGAAAAUGUGUCGCACUGCUUCCAUCUAACGCAAGAGUUCCGUGCACUAUCGGACACGCACACGAAUCACGAAGACAAGUUACAGAUUAAGAAUAUAAUCUACCACGCCGUGAAGGAUUCCUUGGCCGUUUUGAGCAACGUGAAGGAAGAAACUCUUGCCAAACUGAAGUCGAAUAACGAGAUAAAGAAGGAGGAGACGUAGCCCUAGGCCCCUUGUCGCGGUCGCAAGGGCCGUUGAUCGUUGUUUGACUAAAGCGCUUGCUAUACCAAGCGAGCGCGCAACCUGUUACCGGUCCUGUAUCGCUCUCCCGAAUGGCAUACGCCGGGAUCAGUUCGAGACGACAGGAGGAUUAAUCUAAGAUGCUCCGAAACCUGUAUCGAGGUGCAAGAAUUUGUUGUGAUAUUUGACGAGUAACUCAAAAGUUUGAUUUUCGGUAUUGGCUGAGCCAAUGAGAUUAUUCGUUGUUUCAUUUGAAUUUCCUUUUACGUAUACUUUCCUUUCUCUCGAGCAACGUGUACUUGCGGACAUGAAGUCCGCGAGUUUUUUUCAUUGAAGCAUGGAGUUGGCGACGCGAAUCCCCGCGCACAGCGUCCAUUAUCAUUGUGAUACCAGGAGGAGGACUUUGGAUCAUGCAUUAUUUGUAAUUACUUAUAUCGUGCCUGUAUUCAAUACAUACUGUCUAUAUUAUAUAAAUGUAGAUAAUGGAUUACUGUGUAAUGAAUUCUUACUAGCAACUACGAAAGGAUCGUCUAGAGGUACCUUUGUGCAAUUAGAUGUCGAUUAAAUUGUUAGCUGGAUCAGUGAUACUUGUCGAUCCGCGUUACGUGCUCUCGUGAUCUGGUGCUUUUUGGUAUCGAUUCAACAAAAGCAAACAACCGCUUUGCCAAAUGGCCGAUAUAUGUUUCUCGCUACGUUCUUGUGUUCCGCGCGGUAAUGAGCAUAAGAGGAAAACACUGCCUAAAGCUGUUAGCAUCGGUCCAGUUUACGGAUGAAUCGAUCUUGGCGCGUUAAGUACAUUAAUGCAAUAUACGUGAUAAUCGCAGUUCGGCGGCUUCCUCGGGUAUUAUACAUGUGCGUCGUGUCUGUGUGUAUAUAUGUAUAUACACGCACACGCAUUUUUUCGGUUUGUCUUUCUUCUUCGAAAAAUAUAUCGGCUAUACCGAGCAAAGUUUGUUCGAAGGGGUUUGUAUGACCAUCGUCGUUUAAAGCAAGGCAUCAGAACAAAAAUAACAAGAAAACGGCUAAACAAAUCUUUCGAUAUUAUCUUUACGGGAUACGAGAUACCCAAGAAUAGACGCUAUUGAAUUUAAUGUUUUUAUAGAUUGGAUUGACGUUGUGGCCCAGUGAUGACCCAGUAAAAGUAUAAGGGGGUAAGAGGAAAGAGCGCAAAGCAAAGGAGAGAAAAAUGAAAAAGAAAAAAAAAAAACAUUAAGAAACUGUUAUUUUUGUCGAAUCACGCAAACCGUCUAUCCGAUAGAGCAGCGAUAUUCUAAUUGUAUUGUAAUUAAUAUCGAUAACUAUGGUAACAUUAUUUAAUGCAAAGUAAAGCUGUAACGACUUUCGAAGUGCCAAUGUUGAACGACGUGGACAUUCUCGCGUGUUUACACGUUGUGUAUCGUACGCGUAUAGGUAGACAAGAAAAAGGAAGGAAGGAAGGAAGGAAGGAAGGAAGGAGGGAAGGAACAAAGAAAAGAGAAGGAAGAAAGAACACAGAUUAGUCAUGCAGAAUUCACAGAUGAGAGGCCGAGUUCCUAUCAUACAACUUUUCUCAUAUAGAACAAACCGCUGCCUGUUCACGGUAUGUUGCGCAAUGUCUGAAUUCUUGAAAGCCAUUGCCGUCCUCGUUCAUUCUGUUCCACGACGUCGUUUCUUACACGCUCUCGCAACCGGGGCAAUAUAAUAAUAGUCGUACCGUUCGCAAUCCGGUCACAGUUUCAACGUUAAACGAAAAGGCAAAGAGAAGGAAAAGGAUAAGAAAAAGGGGAGAAAAAGAGAAGAGAAAAAUAGAGAGAGGAAGGCAGCAGCUUUCGAGGACAGACGUUACAUGUGUGUAAUUUAACGUCUCGCGCCGUUGGUGCGCUUAUCGAUCGUCAGAUGUUCUCUACGGCUGGUAAUCUCGAGACCGACGUGUAAGCAACAAGCGAAGAACAAGAAAAAGGAAAAAGAAAAAAAUGAAAAGAAAAGAAAAAAACAAAUCACGGGAAUCCUGGAAUCCGCAAUUUCUUUGAUCUCAACAUUCGUCUAGCAUACAACGACUUGAUUAAAUAAUAUUUAACGAGUAAAUUUUUAAAAUAUCUUAGUGUUGAUAAGCAAUGUUAAUAUUACGGAAAUUAUAA